Alosa alosa (allis shad) is the source of this 974-nucleotide messenger RNA. Its product is annotated as ankyrin repeat and SOCS box protein 17-like. The record is from RefSeq and is a predicted model, not a curated record. Gene Ontology annotation, biological process: intracellular signal transduction. Gene Ontology annotation, molecular function: protein binding. The transcript has 3 exons. Lineage: Eukaryota; Metazoa; Chordata; Actinopteri; Clupeiformes; Clupeidae. Bases 20 to 892 code for a protein of 290 amino acids.
GGCCUGUCCGACCUCAACAAUGUCGGAUGGAGAAGACUCCCAUGCUGAGCGCAACGUCUUCCUGAGCCUUGUUUCCCGGGUUAUACACCAUUCCCCGUAUAGAUUUCCAGAGCAGUGGGGUCAGGAAACAUAUGAACCACGAAUCUACAAAACACUGGGAAACAUACUGCGCAAUGUAUCAUCCGAAGAAUUUGAAUCCUUCAUAUCAGACUUCAUCACCUUCGCGCAGACAGCCCAUGCGCGGCUCGACAUGCAGUUGUACAUGGAGUUUAUCAACGUGUGCACCAACACCAUCUUGUAUUGGGUCUUUGCCCGCAGGAGUAGCGUGGAAAUAGUCAGAACACUCAUGGCACGAACCUCAUGUUUCCUAGGAGAACACAACGACUGUUUGGCUAUUGCCAGGAGGUCCUUCACACCUACUUACAGCCCAAGCCCCAUGGGUGGAUUGACGCCGUUGAUGUUCGUGGCCCAGAACCGGCAGUAUGACGUUCUGAAGGUUCUACUGCAGUACGGGAUGUUGGAGCGCGAACGGCAACCUACGUACAUCAUCAUUUGUAUCCUGUUCAACCCAUCGCGCCUGGAAGUAUUGGACGACCAGAACCCAGGGGAGGAGGGUCGAAGCAUCCGCGAGUGUGUGGAACUGUGCUCCAGAGUGCUUACCUCCAUCGCCAUCGCUGACAUCGAGAUGCAGAUCCUUUAUGGGCGGGUGCCAAUGAUUGCAGCCUGGAGGGACUGUCUCCCCAUCACCCACUACCAGGAGCCCUGUGAGCUGACCCAGCUCUGCAGGGUGGCUGUGCGGGGACAUCUGCUGAAGAUGUGUCGGCUCCCGGAUGGCCUCAAGGACCUGCCUCUCCCCUCACGCCUCCAGGCUUUCCUUAAUAUUGAGUUCUGAGGCCCAGAAUUAGGCCUCAGCGGGCACCUGCGCCUCUCAGGGAUCUCAGGGAUUGCCGAUUAAAAGCUCCUUGUGAUGUUAA